Molecule: messenger RNA, 222 nt
Organism: Adineta ricciae
Lineage: Eukaryota; Metazoa; Rotifera; Eurotatoria; Adinetida; Adinetidae
Source: the annotation of a GenBank genome assembly
AUGGUUAUAUAUAUACGUAUGGGAAAUAUUACACGCAAACACGGCGAACUUUAUAAAACCCUAACUGAAGAUGUAUUGAAUCGAUGCUGUUCGGUGACUGGUUUCACUCCGGAAGUUAUUCGAAAAGAACAUGAUAAAUUUUUCGAUGUGGCUGGAGAUGGACGUCUGAAAAAAGAGUACAUGGAAGAACUACUAGGUGACUAUAUGCCACAGAAUAUUUAA